AUGCGUAAAGCAGCCGCGCACCAGCCAGAUAUCAACUUUAUUGCUAUAUCCCACAGCAACGAACAGUCCACAGAGAAGUGGCUUGAAGCUGUUGGAGGUUCAAGCGAGACAGGCUCAUCGGCAUCGGUUUCUGUUGUUGUUGACGCCGACCGUGAAGUCUAUGCAAAGUGGGGGUUAGGGACUGUGUCCUGGGGUCAUGUUCUCAACCCGGUGGGUAUUCUGGCCAUUUUGAAAAUGGGAAAAGAAACAGGAAUAUGGAACAGACCAACGGAAAGUGGUAGCAGAUGGCAGGGUGGUGGCUAUUGGGCAGUUGAUGCCGAAGGUUGCGUGCAGUGGGGCGGCCCUGCAACUACAGCAGUUGAGGUGAUAGAUAUUGAGGGAGCCCUGGAGUCAUUGCAAGUCUCCCAUUAG
Molecule: messenger RNA, 411 nt
Organism: Penicillium malachiteum
Lineage: Eukaryota; Fungi; Ascomycota; Eurotiomycetes; Eurotiales; Aspergillaceae
Exons: 1
Coding region: 1-411 (136 amino acids)
Source: RefSeq, a predicted model, not a curated record